This is a messenger RNA of Varanus komodoensis (Komodo dragon), 3521 nucleotides long. RefSeq names its product ilvB acetolactate synthase like (gene ILVBL). The transcript is spliced from 17 exons. Gene Ontology annotation, molecular function: magnesium ion binding; thiamine pyrophosphate binding; acetolactate synthase activity. Gene Ontology annotation, cellular component: acetolactate synthase complex. Gene Ontology annotation, biological process: L-valine biosynthetic process. NCBI's taxonomy places the organism in Eukaryota, Metazoa, Chordata, Lepidosauria, Squamata, Varanidae. The coding region runs from base 535 to 2436 and encodes 633 amino acids. The record is from RefSeq and is a predicted model, not a curated record.
UUGGGGUUUUGCUGAGACGCCCUUGCCCAUCUCUGGAGGCUCCUUGGCCUCUCUGGGGAAGGAUCUGGAUUGAGCCGGCUGAGGCCCCUUGUCCAAGACGCUGCUGCUGACCUUAAGGCGGUGCGAUCUGGAGGAACAUCAGAAGCUGCCCUAUAUCGAGUCAGAACGCUGGUCCAGCUAGGCCAGUACUGUCGACGCUGACUGGCAGCUGUGACUGACCAAGGAUUCAGCAGGGGCCUCUUUUCUAGUACUCCCUGGAGAAGACGGGGAUUGAACUGGAAUCCUUCCAACUGCCAAGCUGGUGCUCCACCUCCCGCUCCCUCCUUUGCUCCCCUGAAAGAAAUGGCCUUAGGUUUGCCUUCGGUGGAAGUCCUACUUAAAAGAGAUUCACUGAAAUGAUUGAGACUUACCCUAUGCUAGCAUAGGACAUAAGCCGAAGGCGUGUACCGAUGCAGCGCUGGCGAACAAGGAGCGAACUUUGCACUUGGAGCCGCCAUCGUUCGGGAUUUUGACAGCAUAUUUAGCAGACCCUGAAUGAACCCUGAUAUGAUUGCUGCCACCUCAGUCCUGGAAGGUGCCUCAGCAUGGCUGUUGCCAUUUUUUGGAAUCCUCGCAGUGAUUCUUCUUGGGGCUGCACACAAACUGGGGCUGAUCUAUCAGCUCUGGCACCAGGUAAACCCUAAGAGCACUCGGCAUGGUGGAGAGAUUGUGGCAGAAGUGCUGAAAGCUCAUGGUGUGCACUACCUGUUCACAUUGGUUGGUGGACACAUUUCACCUAUUCUGGUGGCCAGUGAAAAGAUGGGCAUUCGUAUUAUAGACACAAGGCAUGAGGCAACUGCUGUGUUUGCAGCAGAUGCAGUGGCCAGGCUCUCAGGGACAGUGGGAGUUGCUGUAGUGACAGCAGGACCUGGAGUGACAAACACUGUGACAGCUAUGAAAAAUGCCCAGAUGGCAGAGUCUCCUGUGUUGUUGAUUGGAGGGGCAGCAUCCACACUGCAGAAGGGCCGAGGAGCUCUCCAGGACAUUGAUCAGUUGUCCCUCUUCAAACCACUCUGCAAAUUCUGUGCUUCAGUGAAGACUGUCCGAGAUAUUGCCCCUGUGCUGCGAAAAGCGAUUGCCUUUGCCCAGUGUGACACUCCAGGUCCUGUAUUUGUGGAGUUACCUUUGGAUGUUCUAUAUCCCUAUCAUUUGGUGGAAAGAGAGCUGUUCAAGAAAGAUACUCCCAAGAGUUUGACAGAAAAGAUUGUUAACUGGUAUCUGCGCAGAUAUUUGAUGAACCUCUUUGCUGGGGCAUGGGAGGUGCAAAACUUUUCACCCUUGCCAGUGAGCGUUCCAAAGGCCACAAAGGAACAGGUGCAACAGUGUGUGGAACUAAUCAGCCGAGCCAAGAAACCAGUCAUUCUCCUUGGCAGCCAAGUGACCCUGCCUCCAACACCAGUAAAGAAGCUCAGGGAUGCUUUAGAUGAACUGGGGAUUCCCUGCUUUCUGGGAGGCAUGGCCCGUGGCAUGCUGGGAAAAAAUAGUCCAUUACACAUUCGUCAGAAGCGCCAUGAGGCACUCAAGGAGGCAGAUGUGGUCAUUCUUGCAGGCACAGUCUGUGAUUUUCGUCUGUCAUAUGGACGUAUCUUGAGCAAACGCAGCAAAAUUAUUGCUGUCAAUAGGAACCGGGAACAACUGCUGAAAAAUGCACAUUUAUUUUGGACACCCCACAUAACCAUAAAGGGAGAUGCUGGCUCCUUCCUAGUGCACUUGAGCCAAGAGUUGAAGGGUUAUUCGUGUCCCCAGGACUGGAAAACAAGUCUAAAGGAGGCUGAUUGCAUGAAGGAGAAAGAAAACAGAGAGAAGGCAGAAGUGCCAACAGAACAACACCUGAACCCUCUGAAACUGCUGCACCAUGUGGACUGCUUGCUUCCAGAGGACAGCCUGCUGAUUGCAGAUGGGGGUGACUUUGUGGCAAGUGCUGCCUACAUUGUGAAGCCCAGGGAGCCGCUCUCCUGGCUAGAUCCAGGAGCCUUUGGAACUUUGGGGGUUGGUGGAGGUUUUGCCUUAGGAGCCAAGCUUUGCAGGCCAGACUCAGAGGUCUGGAUUAUAUAUGGAGAUGGUUCUCUUGGAUUCAGCAUCAUGGAGUUUGACUCCUUCGUGCGGCACAAGACCCCUGUCAUCGCCCUAGUGGGGAAUGAUGCCUGCUGGAGCCAGAUCUCCCGAGAGCAAGUUCCCAUGCUGGGCAGCAAUGUAGCUUGUGGCCUGGAGUAUCUGGAUUACCAUGUGGUAGCAGAAGGAUUAGGAGGAAAAGGUUUCUUGCUCAGCCGCCAGAAUGAGGAGCAAAUGGAUGACAUCAUCAAAGCUGCACAGUCUGAAUGCAGGAGUGGACGGCCUGUCCUCCUCAACGCCCUGAUUGGAAAAACAAACUUCCGUGAAGGCUCCAUCUCUGUAUAGGGCCUGCAGUGUGUGAGGUCCAGCUAGAAAGGGAUCUGCAUCUGCCUUGUGUGAGGGCCCUGGUUCAACUGAAUGCCUCCCAAGCAAGGUUAUGGAGUAGCACAAAAGCUUUACCUUUACGUUAGCAGCUCCAGGGGCCUGAAUUGCUAGCUCCUGUCCUGGCUCCACAGGCCUUCUUUGGGCCCUUCCGCAAAUAUCAAGGGCCCCUUACUUCUUGGAGUCAGCAUUUUUGCUGAAGUCUUGCUUGUGCUUCAUCCCCACAUGUGCACAUUGGUGAAUCACUUUUCCUGUGUAUUGGCACUUUCCUCCUGGUUGUUUAUGUCUGCUAACACUUAACUUUCCACAGUUAGGACUAAACAAGACACCCUUCCCCUAAAUAAGACAUCCAGUAAUUUAGUGCAAUGAGAGCAACUUGUGGUCCUCCAAAUUUUUGACGAACUAUUCCCUCACUAUUGGCUCUGCUGGCUGCAAGUAACGGACGUUGUGAGCAAAAACAAGUUGUCCACACCCCUGAUAUAAAGGAAUCCUUUGUCAACACAGGUAGAUAUGGGUCACUCUUAAAGCUGCCCCUGAAGUAAAUAUCUAUUGUUGAGUUUGAAUGGCAAGUGCCAUUCUUUGUCCUUUCUUUCCCUUAGCCCAACUCUCUUCUCAAACUAGGUGCUCUGCUUUCCCUCAUGGGGAUUUAGAUGAGUCUUUUAGCCCUUGGAAUAUUCAUUCUAUCCCAUGUGCAUAUGUAGGUAACUGGUCAUGUUGCAGCACUGGGUGCAAAUUUGGUGCAGGACAAGCUGAUAGCACAUCCUUUGGGGCCUCAUCCUUACCCUGUGUGAGUUAGACUGGGUGUGAUCUUGGUCUCCCUUUCACUGCCACCAGUACUCUUCUGACUAAGCAACUGCUUCUAUUCUGAUAGCAGACAGUCUUAUAUCUAUAAACAAUCUCUCCUGUUGGUUGUCUACUAAACCUAAGGGAGCAGCAGGCAAAUCAUGGGAGUCAUUCUCAGACUGCUCUUCUGUCUUUGCCUCUCUCCAUUCAGAAAUGACUGUGUAACCUUCUGCUGUGCAAACAAUAAAAGGAUGGGAUUCUUGCUA